AAAAAAAAACCCCUCACUGGAUUGGCUCUCAUCUCAUCGAUCCUGCUCACCCUUCCUCUCUCUCCUCCUCCUCCCCACCCCAACGCCAUGGCUGCCGCGGUCGCCUCCCAUCGGUUCCUCUCCGUCGCCGAGGCGGGCGCCGCCUUCCGCUGGACCCCGUCCCAGCUCGACCCCAAGAUGUUGUCAUUGCAAAACGAAAUCUUCAUUACAUCUGGUGGAGACCGGGAUUUGAUUAAUAGGAUUCUCAGCAAAAGCAAAACUGAAACGGUUCCUGAGAACAAGGAUGAUGGUGAGUCUGAUGAUGAUAACGAUGAGGAGGGAGAUGACGAGGAUGCUGAAAAUCAAGGCGACGAUGAUGCUGGUGAUGAAGAUGCCUCGGAAGAGGAAGGGAAUGAUGAGGACGAGGACGGGGACCCUGAAGCCAAUGGUGAAGGAGGGAGUGAUGACGACGAUGGUGGAGAAGAUGACGAUGACGAGGAUGAGGACGGGGACGAUGAUGAGGGUGAGGGCGAGGGCGAGGAUGACGAUGAGGAUGAGGAGGAAGAAGAGGAAGAGGAUGACGACGAUGACGUCCCGCAACCACCUGCCAAAAAGAGGAAAUGAUCAAUGAGUAACAGCCCUACCUUACAAGCAAGAACGUGGCUCUGUUCAUCCUGUGCUUAGUGGUUCACUGGUUACUGGUUAGCAGGUAGGGGUUUUAGCUCGGUCGUCAGCCAUAGCCUAGUUUGAGAACAGGAAAAAAGAACACUUAGUUGUGCAUGUACUAUUUAAAAGAUUCUUUUUUAUCAUGUCUCUCUUCUGAUUUGCUACCGAUUUGUGUUUGCUUAGCCCUUUUUACAUUGUUGUUGUACCCUCCAGACAUUAGACAUGAAUGGAUGUACGUAAUAAUGCAGCAAUGCAAGUAAGACAGCCUCGUUCUUGUGUUC
This is a messenger RNA of Oryza sativa Japonica Group (Japanese rice), 926 nucleotides long. RefSeq lists its product as uncharacterized. Lineage: Eukaryota; Viridiplantae; Streptophyta; Magnoliopsida; Poales; Poaceae. The record is from RefSeq and is a predicted model, not a curated record.